AAUCAAAAGAGUAGAUAACACGGACAAUGCUCCUUUUCUUCUCAGAGUAACAUUAAGCAAUAAGUAUAUUGUUUCAUUCAUCAAGAGAUAAUAAGAAAGAAAAGAAAAAAAUGUCAGCGUCAAAGGUAACACAGGAAUCAAAACUAACGGUUGUAUCAAGCAGACCUGUGAGUUACGGAAAAACCCACAAAUUGUCGGCACUAGACCAUGGUAUGGGUUUUCACACACUACAUUUCAUAUUCUAUUACAAAAACAAGGAUAAGUGGUUUGAGUCAUUUGAAUUGGAUCCGUUGAGGGAAUCAUUGUCGGAGGUUUUGUCGGUAUACCCGACAAUAACGGGUCGGUUAGGUAAUGGUGAUGGUAAUUGGGAAGUACGUUGUAAUGAUGCUGGUGUUCGUGUCAUAAAGGCAAAUGUUGAUACAACACUUGAUGAAUGGCUUUCAACAUCUUCUCAUUUUGUAUACGAUGAGGCUGACCUUAUUGCUUGGGAUCAUAUGCCUCUUGAUUACAACACAUGGUCUCCUUUUCAAAUUCAGAUAAAUAGGUUCAAAGAAGGUGGUGUUGCAAUAGGACUAAGUUGUAGUCACAUGCUUGCUGAUUUAACAUGCGCAUCAUCCUUCUUCAAAUCAUGGUCCCAAACAUACCGCCACUUUCCCAUUUCACACCCCCCUUUCUGCACUCCAAUUACCACCUCUUCACCACUCCCAAACAAUAUUGCAAAUUCAUUCUCAAAACCACAAACAUCAAUUAUCUCUUCAAAAAACAUGGCUACAUCAACAUUCAAAUUUUCCAAUUCAAUCAUCAAACAUUGUCUCUCUAAAAUCCAAAACACUUGCCCCAAUGCCACCCCAUUUGACUUCCUCACAGCUCUGUUUUGGACACGUGUCAUUCAUUUGAAGCCAUCAAAAAGUCAAAGUCAAAGUCACUCUUUAUCAAUAUGUAGAGACUUUAGAAAACUUAUUAAACCAUCACUCCCUAUAGGGUUUUUCGGCAACGCUUUACAUUUUUCAGAACUGUCGCUAAAAGUUGAAGACAUGGAAAAUGAUGAAUUAGGAAACAUAGCAAAACAAAUACACAAUCAUUUGAAAGAGAUUACAGAGGAAGAAAUAUUGUCUUCAAUAGAAUGGUUUGAAUCACAAAAGGAAUCAGAAGGAGGGAAAUUUCUAACACCGAAAUGCAUGUAUGGUUCUGAAUUAACUUGUGUUUACAUGGAAGAAGAAAAAGAGACAGAAUCGUUGUUAUAUGAUGCAAUGUUUAGUGAUAAUGAAAAACCAGCUCAUGUUUCUUGUAGAGUUGGGAAUGUUGGUGGUGAAGGUUUGAUUAUGGUGAUGCCUUCUAUGGAAAGAGGGUUUGCAAGAACAGUGAUAGCAAUGUUGCCGGAAGAAGAACUUGAAAAACUAAGCAACGACCAAGAAAUUUUGAAGCUUGAGCCAACAAUUAUCCUUGCUGGUUGUCGUCUACAGCAUUGACUUUUCCUCUUCUAAAUAAGUUUCACAUUUGAACAAAUAAUUGUAUUAAAAAGACUAUCUCUUUCCAUUUUCAAUUUAUUGUAUCAUUUAAUUAAUAAUAUAUAUGUUUAUCA
Molecule: messenger RNA, 1582 nt
Organism: Cicer arietinum (chickpea)
Lineage: Eukaryota; Viridiplantae; Streptophyta; Magnoliopsida; Fabales; Fabaceae
Product: protein ECERIFERUM 2-like
Molecular function (GO): acyltransferase activity, transferring groups other than amino-acyl groups
Source: RefSeq, a predicted model, not a curated record